CCCACCCGGCCCCAGCCCGAUCCAACCGUCUGGUCUCCGGGCUCGGACUCUGCCUGGCCGGGGUGCACGCCACCAGGUCUCCAGACCGAGGGCUCCCCUCCAGCCGGGCUCCCCUCCACCUUGGAGAUGUGCGGCCUCUCUCCUCCCAAACAGCCCGCCUUCAAAGCUGGGACCCCCGGACGGGCACCUGGAUCCCGGUUCCACUGAGACCCACUCACCUGUAACCCGCUUUCUCAGACUCUCGUUCUCGUCCUUGGUGGGAGACGUCUCACUUCGCUCAGAUUGACCCCUGCCCCCCAACAUUGGCAGCCUUCCCACCCCCCUCAACGGGGAGCCAGACGUUUUUGGGGACUAACUUCCAUAGGUCCGUCAUGGAGGCGGUGUACCUGGUGGUGAACGGCGUGGGCCUGGUGCUGGACGGGCUGACCUUAGUGUUGGACCUCAACUUCCUGCUGGUGUCCUCCUUCCUGGCCUUCCUGGCCUGGCUGCUGGCCUUCAUCUACAACCUGCCACACACUGUACUGACGAGCCUUCUGCACUUGGGCCGCGGAGUCCUACUGUCAUUGCUGGCCUUGAUGGAAGCCGUGAUCCGGCUCACUUCUGGGGGCUUUCAGGCCUUGGGUACCUCCCUGUACAGCUGCUACUCUGGCCUGGAGAGCCUAAAGCUCCUGGGGCACCUGGCCUCCCAUGGGGCAUUGAGGAGCCGGGAGAUACUGCACCGCGGCGUCCUCAAUGUGAUCUCCAGUGGCCACGCUUUGCUGCGCCAGGCCUGUGACAUCUGUGCCAUUGCCAUGAGCUUGGUGGCCUACGUGAUCAACAGCCUGGUCAACAUCUGCCUCAUUGGCACUCAGAACCUCUUCUCCCUGUUGCUGGCCCUGUGGGAUGCAGUGAUGGGGCCACUGUGGAGGAUGACGGAUGUCAUGGCCGCCUUCCUAGCCCACAUUUCCAGCAGUGCUGUGGCCAUGGCCAUCCUUCUCUGGACCCCCUGCCAACUAGCAAUGGAGCUCCUGGCCUCGGCGGCCCGCCUCUCGGCCAGCUUUGUGCUGGUCAAUCUCACUGGCCUGCUGCUGCUGGCUUGUGUGCUGGCAGUGACAGUGACCGUGUUGCAGCCGGACCUCACCAUGAGGCUGGCCACCCGGGCACUCAGUCAGCUUCAUGCCCGGCCAUCCUACCGCAGGCUGCGAGAGGAUGUCGUGCGGCUGUCUCGCCUCGCACUGGGCUCGGAGUCUUGGCAACGCGUCUGGAGCCGCAGCCUGCAGCUGGCAAGCUGGCCAAACCGGGAAGGGGCACCUGGGGCUCCCCAGGGUGGCCCUAGAAGAGUCGCCUCAGCCAGGACCUCUCAACAGGACACUCAUCCUGAAGCAGGGCCCAGAUCAGAGACAGAAGAGGAGGAAGUCGGAAUGGCCAGAGUGACAGCCACCUGGGGCAGGGAGAGGCUCAACGAGGAGGAGCCUAUAGCUGGGCAAGACCCAUGGAAGUUGCUGAAGGAGCAAGAGGAGCGGAAGAAGUGUGUCAUCUGCCAGGACCAGAGCAAGACAGUGCUGCUGCUGCCCUGUCGGCACCUGUGCCUGUGCCAGGCCUGCACCGAAAUCCUGAUGCGCCAUCCCGUCUACCACCGCAACUGCCCACUCUGCCGCCGGGGCAUUCUGCAGACCCUCAAUGUCUACCUCUGAACAGUCCCUCCCUCCCUGCCCCUCCUGCAGCUCCACACUCCACACGGCCACCUGUGCGAUGACAGCAUUAACAGCUGAUCUCCGGGUCCUGGCCUGAAUCCCCUUUUGUCAUCAUGGCUGUCACGCCUCCAGGCCAUACGUCCAGGACAUUGAGAUGGGAUACCCUGGAAGACUGGCCUGGGUGGGGGCAGGAUAACAGCGCCUCUGUACUCGCGGGUCCCUGCAGGGCUGAGGGUGGUGUGUCACUAUGCCAGGCCCUGAGACGGUUUGCUGUGGACUCCCCUCCAGCUUGCCAGGGCCCACCCAGAUGCUGGCCUCUGGGGGCUCCCCACCUCUGCUUGUGGGUUUUCUGUUGGGGAUUUGCAGGUCCUCUCCCUGCUCCCUCCCCAGCUACAACCACAAUACAUCAGUGUUAUUUGGGUAUUUUGGCAACUCGAGGGCCCUUGGAAUGAUCUUGAACCUUUGCUUUCAGCCAGAGCUCCUGUGCCUGGUAGGUUUAGGGGGGUAGUAUCUGUCAGAUGCUCUUAGAGCUACCACUUUGCCUGUCACGAUCUUAUGAGGCUCUCUCUCAACCUGACCCAACAGCUGGGGUCAGGGGUUUCUCUCUUGGGUGGCGGUAUCUGCACUUGGAUUUGGGACCAUGAACCCUGGUACCCCAGCUCUACUGGGAACCUCAGAAGAGAUAACCAGAUUUCUAUUUAUAUCCCUUUUAUUCCCCACAUCACAGAGAAAAAUGGCAUUCCCCUCUGUUUGUCUCUCCCUGGCACUGGGGAGGGCACACAUUUCACUAGGGUCCAAACAGUAGGGGCCAGGGCCUAGGGGCAUGCAGUUACUCCCUGAGGGUCUGGCCCACUUUCCAGCAAAUAAAGUUUUG
Molecule: messenger RNA, 2547 nt
Organism: Molossus molossus (Pallas's mastiff bat)
Lineage: Eukaryota; Metazoa; Chordata; Mammalia; Chiroptera; Molossidae
Gene: RNF26
Product: ring finger protein 26
Exons: 1
Coding region: 372-1673 (433 amino acids)
Biological process (GO): ubiquitin-dependent protein catabolic process; protein ubiquitination
Molecular function (GO): ubiquitin protein ligase activity
Source: RefSeq, a predicted model, not a curated record